Molecule: messenger RNA, 765 nt
Organism: Fulmarus glacialis (Northern fulmar)
Lineage: Eukaryota; Metazoa; Chordata; Aves; Procellariiformes; Procellariidae
Product: caspase-3-like
Exons: 4
Coding region: 1-765 (254 amino acids)
Biological process (GO): proteolysis
Molecular function (GO): cysteine-type endopeptidase activity
Source: RefSeq, a predicted model, not a curated record
AUGUCCCAGCCAAAGCAAAACCGGGCUCUUGUCAUCGUCAACACCAAUUUCUGCAGCAGCGCCGGCGACGUGGUGUUUGGGACCCGGGGAGGAGCCAAGAGAGAAGCGGAGAAGCUUUCCAACGUACUCUCACGGCUCAACUACAAGGUGAAGCUGAUGCAUAACAAGACAGCCAAGGAGAUAGAAGACCUUUACCAACAAGAGCGCUGCCGCGAGCACGGGGACUACUUUGUGAGCAUCAUCUCCAGCCACGGAGAGGAGGGGGUCAUAUUCGGUUGUGACUCGGAGCCCAUUAAACUGACCCGGAUUUUCCAGAUUUUAUCGUCAGAGAAGUGCCCGGCCCUCACCAAAAUACCCAAAAUCUUCUUUAUCCAGGCUUGUCGGGGGGGAGAAUUCGACCAGGGGGUGGUUGUGGAGUGUGACAGCGGGGAGCCCAAGACAGAGUGCGAGCCAGACUGCUUCUCAGACUACCUCUCCAUCCCUCCCCAAACCGUCGUGAUGUUCGCCUGCAGCCCAGGCUACGUGGCCUUCCUCAACAUCUUCGGAUCCAUGUUCCUCCAGGCCCUCCUCAAGGUCCUGGAGGGAGAGGAACGUCACCUGGCACUCAACCGCCUCAUGACCCGCAUUAACUGGGAGGUGGCGUUUCACUGCCAGGCCAGGGGCACCUACGAGGGAUGCAAGGAGAUGCCCUGCUUCGUCACCAACCUGCUGCAGGAGGUCUUCCCCUUCUCGGCGCCCAUGAUGGAGGAGGCAGACGGUGUUUGA